CCCGCGCCCACGAAUUAAACUUCUUCCGCCGCCCGCCUCCAGUUUUCUUCCCGCGGACCGCCGCCGUCCUUACGAGCUACCUCCUCCUCUCUCUCAUACGCCGGCGACGGCUCCGUUCAUCUCUCUCGCUUCCAUUCGGAGUUUCGUCUGGAGAAAAAAUCUCCCAAAGAGUUUUUGAGCUCUCGUGGAGGUAUCGAGGAGGAAGUGGCUGCAUCUGGUUUCUCUGUUCUGGAACAACUCUGGUUUAGAUGUCACUUCCCCUUAUUUGGUUUCUGGAGUUAUAACAGAGAAGGAAUAAUGCUUUUGGUCUGAAUUGAUGGAACAGAACUUCAUUGCGAUGAGAAUUCAUGCUACUCCUCUUGGGUUCCAAAAUCUGUUGAUAUCUAGUUGGUUACAUAGUUCCUCUCAAUGCCCAAACAAGUUUCAAAUUACUACUAGGUCUUCCUUUUUUCCGAUUCGAUGGAGUAGUUUCAAAAUACCACCAAAGCCCAGGUACCCUUCUGUUUCUAUUGGAAUUUCAAUGUCAAAAGAUCAAUUUGGUCAUAAAUUUAAGAAUAGAGUACAGAAUGUCCCACAUAGAUAUAGCUUGGAACACCAAAAGACAGAAGAUGUUAUGGAAAAUCGAGUAUGCUUGAGUAGCAAGGAGAAGUUGAAAUAUUAUUCAUGGGUGUUGCAUGAAUGUGCAUCAAAUCGAUCUGUAGGUGCUGCAAAAGCGAUCCAUGGGCUUGUCAUCAAGGAAGUGAUUAAUCCAGAUUCCCAUUUGUGGGUUUCGUUGGUGAAUGUAUAUGCGAAGUGUAGGUACUCUACAUAUGCUCGGUUAGUGCUAGCUAAAAUGCCUGAUCGUGAUGUUGUUUCUUGGACGGCGUUAAUUCAAGGCCUUGUAGCGGAAGGAUUUGUUAAUGAUAGUAUUUAUUUAUUUCAGGAGAUGCAAAAUGAAGGAAUCAUGCCCAAUGAGUUCACUCUAGCUACUGGAUUAAAAGCAUGUUCUUUGUGUAUGGCCUUAGAUCUUGGAAAACAGAUGCAUGCUCAAGCUUUUAAACUUGGAUUAUUACUAGAUUUGUUUGUUGGAUCUGCACUUGUUGACCUUUAUUCUAAAUGUGGAGAGAUGGAACUUGCGUCUAGAACGUUCUUUGGUAUGCCUGAGCAAAAUGAAGUGACAUGGAAUGUGCUACUCAAUGGUUACGCUCAAGCGGGCGAUGGGGUUGGAGUCUUGAAGUUAUUUUGUUGUAUGAUGGAAUCAGAUGUGAAGUCUAGCAAGUUCACGUUAACUACGGUACUAAAGGGUUGUGCAAACUCAAAAAAUUUACGACAGGGGCAGGUAAUCCAUUCCCUGAUUAUCAAAUAUGGGUAUGAAGGCGAUGAAUUCUUAGGUUGUGGUUUGGUCGAUACGUACUCGAAGUGUGGGAUGGCAAUUGAUGCAUUAGAAGUUUUCAAAAAGAUUAAAAAGCCUGAUAUAGUUGUUUGGAGUGCCAUGAUUACAUGCCUUGAUCAGCAAGGACAAAGCGACGAAUCAAUUAAGUUAUUCCACUUAAUGAGAUCGAGUAGUACUAGACCAAACCAUUAUACUAUUUGCAGCCUCGUAAGUGCCGCUACAAAUAUGGAAGACUAUCGAUAUGGCCGAAGCAUUCAUGCUUGUGUUUGGAAAUAUGGAUUUGAAACUGAUAUUUCAAUCAACAAUGCAUUAGUCACAAUGUACAUGAAAAGUGGAUGUGUGAAUGAGGGUGCAAGGUUGUUUGAAUCGAUGAUCGAACGAGAUUUGGUUUCGUGGAAUACAUAUUUAUCUGGAUUUCAUGACUCUGGAAUGUACGAUCGUUCACUUACUAUCUUUGGUCACCUGUUAGAGGACGGUUUUAUACCAAACAUGUAUACUUUUAUCGGUAUUUUAAGAUCGUGUUCUUGUCUUUUAGAUGUGCACUUUGGGAGGCAAGUACAUACCCAUAUAAUUAAAAAUGAUCUGGAUGAUAACGAUUUUGUUCAAACAGCUCUGAUUGACAUGUACGCCAAGUGUAUGUGCAUGGAAGAUGCUGAUGUAGCUUUCAACAGGUUAAGUUCUAGAGAUCUUUUUACUUGGACAGUUAUCAUUACGAGUCAUGCACAGACGAACCAGGGGGAAAAGGCUCUUAGUUAUUUCAGGCAGAUGCAACAGGAAGGUGUGAAGCCGAAUGAGUUCACGCUUGCUGGCUGUUUGAGUGGUUGCUCGUCUCUUGCUUCUCUAGAAGGUGGACAACAACUACAUUCCAUGGCUUUUAAGAGUGGACACUUAAGUGAUAUGUUUGUUGGUAGUGCCCUUGUCGACAUGUACGCAAAAUGUGGUUGCAUGGAAGAGGCUGAGACGUUAUUCGAAGCUUUGAUUUGUCGAGAUACAGUUGCAUGGAACACCAUUAUAUGUGGAUAUUCACAAAACGGGCAAGGAAAUAAAGCUCUCGAGGCGUUUCAGAUGAUGUUAGACAAAGGCACAUCGACCGACGAGGUCACCUUCAUAGGCAUUCUUUCUGCAUGCAGUCACCAAGGCUUAGUCGAAGAGGGCAAAAAACAUUUCAACUCUAUGUAUAGAGAUUUUGGUAUUUCUCCGACCGUGAACCACUGUGCUUGUAUGGUUGAUAUUCUAGGCCGUGUGGGAAAAUUCGACGAGCUCGAAGAUUUCAUUAAAAAAAUGCAACUAUCACAGCAUGCACUGAUAUGGGAGACUGUCCUUGGAGCUUGUAAAAUGCAUGGCAAUUUGGCUUUGGGUGAGAAAGCUGGAAACAAACUCAUUGACCUUCAACCGGAGAAGGAGACUAAUUACAUAUUACUCUCGAAUAUUUUUGCAACCAAAGGAAAGUGGGACGAUGUCAAAAGAGUUCGAACUUUGAUGUCUAGUAAAGGAGUUAAAAAGGAGCCAGGGUGUAGCUGGGUCGAGGCUAACGGUCAAGCUCACACGUUCGUGUCUCAUGAUUGUUCACAUCCACAAAUUCAGGAAAUACAUCUAAAGCUAGAGGAGCUUGAUAAAGAACUUACUGCCGUAGGAUAUGUGCCCAAAACUGAAUACGUGCUUCAUAAUGUUGAAGAAACUGAAAAAAGGGAAUACCUUCGAUAUCACAGUGAAAGAUUGGCCCUUGCUUUUGCUCUUAUAAAUACCAGCGCAACGAAAAAAAUUCGUAUCUUAAAAAAUCUACGUAUUUGUGGAGAUUGCCAUGAUGUCAUGAAGCUUUUAUCGAGUAUCACCGAUCGGGAAAUAGUUAUUCGUGAUGUUCAUAGGUUCCACCAUUUUAAGAGUGGUGCUUGCUCAUGUAAUGAUUUUUGGUAAUGUGGCUUCGCCGUGGUAUCUAUUAUGGAGUCGGUUUAUUGUAUUUGAUACAAAGGAAGCUUGCUCCGGAUAUCACAGCUUCUGGACUAAAGAAACUUGGUUUUUUUUAAGGGUUUUGCCUAUCCAGCUGCAACUUGCUAGCAUCACGGGGAGGAUUGUAGAUGUUGCAGGCCGUUUAGACGGGCUGUUGCAAACUGCCAUCAUACCCUUUCCUCAACCUCUGCAACAUAGGCUUUUGCUCAUAACGUUAUUAUUAGUUUCCAUGUUAGAUUCGAGAUUCUUGGUUCAAUGAGGUAGACAUGUAUACUAAUGGGUUCGCAAGCAUGUGUAGGCAAAUCCGAGCACGGUCUAUCACGAAGCUUAGAGGCUUCUUGCCAGGAAUCCUAUGCAUACCAUGGCCAUUCCCUGUAGAACCAGACUGGGUCGUUCCAUUGUUAAAAUCUUCUUUGAGCUGAGCCUCAUUUUUGGUGUUGAGCCUGUGGUCUGUCCCUGAUACCAUGACUUGGAUAGAACACUCCCAUCUCACUCACCAUGAAUAGAUAUAAAUCCAGAAUCAUUUGUGUGUUUUGCAGUCCAAGAUGUUCUCGCACAAUAGAUUAUAAUCGUAGGAUGUGAUGAUUUACGAGUCGUUGGUUGAUCUGAUCGUGACCCAAAUAUGCAACUCGGGAGGGUGGAAAGGACAAGAUAUAAAACAAUAUAACUUACUCUUAGAGCCGAUCUCCCAUUGUAUACCAGAUGUCUCAUAUCUGCUUGAGAAAGAGUCUUCGAUAUAACAUAUUGAAGCCACAUGCCCCUCAUGUAACAGUCCAAGCCCACCGCUAGAAGAUAUUUUCUGCUUUAGCCCGUUACGUAUCGCCGUCAGCCUCGCGAUUGUAAAAUACAUCUACUUGGGAGAGAUUUUCACACCCUUAUAAGGAAUAUUGCGUUCCCGAUCUCACAUCUCACAUGUAGGAUUCAUUUUAGGAAAGGCUCAAAAUAGGUAGCAAUUGCAUAUGCACACAGACAAUGGACGUGAAGUUGGGAAGUUUGUAUCGAAAUCACAAAAAUAUCUUAGACGACAACGGUUUUGUAAGUUGAUCAACAAGUUGAAAAUAUUGAUGCUCAAUCCAUUCAGUUACGAAAUUGUGAAUUA
Cucurbita pepo subsp. pepo (vegetable marrow) is the source of this 4418-nucleotide messenger RNA. RefSeq names its product pentatricopeptide repeat-containing protein At2g03880, mitochondrial. Gene Ontology annotation, biological process: RNA modification. NCBI's taxonomy places the organism in Eukaryota, Viridiplantae, Streptophyta, Magnoliopsida, Cucurbitales, Cucurbitaceae. Gene Ontology annotation, molecular function: zinc ion binding; RNA binding; protein binding. The record is from RefSeq and is a predicted model, not a curated record.